CUUUCACAACUGACCUCGCAUUGCGGAGCAGAGAGGGGGAGGGGACGGACACUUGGGGUGCGAAUUGAAUCCCCCCGACAUGGCCGGAUCCCCCCAGGCCCGUCACGCUGUGAGCCUCACGUGGCAGCACCUCCUGCUGGCCCUGCUGGAAGCUUUGUAUUACAGCCAUGCCUCUGGCUCUUGGAGAUCCUCACUCCCUGGGACCAUCCGGGCUCUGAAGGGUUCCUGUGUGGUCAUCCCCUGCUCGUUCACCUACCCCGGCUCCCGUGAGUCCCUGGGCGGUCCAUUCAGCGUGGUCUGGUACCAGUACCGGAGCCGGGGCUACCCCGAGAUCUAUAACAGCCAGGAUACGGCCAGCGUGCUGGCCGAGUACCAGGCCCGGACUCAGCUGCUGGGGGAUCCGGAGAUGGGGAACUGCACCCUGAGCAUAAGCCCCGUGCAGAGUGAGGACGCUAUGAGCUACUACGUCUGGAUCAACCCCGACUCCGUCAGGCAUCGCUUCUACGACGUCACAGUCCGGGUGGAGGUGGCAGACACUCCAGACCCGCUGAUGCUGAGCGACCCCGGGGUGCUGAUCGAGGGCGACCAAGCCACCAUCACCUGCUCUGUCCGCCACACCUGCCCCUCGGCCCCUCCCAGCCUGGGCUGGAGCCCCGGCGGGGGCAAAGCCACGACCAGGCACGAGCGGCUGGCGGGGGGCGGCUGGCGGGCGGAGUCGGAGCUGAGCUACACCCCCUUGUACAAGGACCACGGGCGGCUCCUGCAGUGCACGGCCACCUUCCCCAACCAGCAGCAGGCCCGCAACGGGCUGUACCUGCAGGUCAAGUAUCGCCCGCGGGGCGCGGCCGUGGCUGUGGUGGGGCCGGCCCGGCUGAAGGAAGGCGACAGCGUCACCCUGCGAUGCACCAGCCAGAGCCACCCUCCGGCCACCGAGUACCGCUGGUUCCAGGGGCCGCGCCGGGCCCUGCUGCCCGGGCUGGGCCGGGGCCCCGAGGUGACGGUGCCGGCCGUGGGGCGCCACUCGGGGCCCUACCGCUGCGCCGCCGAGAACGAGAUCGGCCUGGGGGAGGACUCGCCCGCCGCGCACCUCGACGUGGAGUGUGAGGGGGGGGCGCUGGCCCCGAUCCGGCCCCUGGGCGGGGCACUGGCUGGCUCAGGGGCGGCCGGGGGAUCUGGGCUGGGUGCCCCACACGUCCUGUGUCCCGUUGCAGACCCGCCGGAGCUGCUGCCGUGGGGGAACUGCACGGUGCGGGGCCGCGGGCCCGGGGGGGCGGCCACGUGUCACUGCGCGGCCGAGGGGAACCCCCCGCCCCGCCUCGAGUGGCGCCUGCCCAACCGCACCCUCCCCGGGGACUUCGAGGGCCCAGAGCUGCAGGCGACUUCGUGGGCGCGGGGCCCCCUCAUGAGCGGGGAGCUGCGGGGCCCGGCCGGGGCCCUGGCCAACGUGUCCUGCGCUGCCAAAAACGCCCAUGGGCAGAGCCAGGCCGCGCUGCCCGUUGUGCCCGCAGAUGACUUUGGCCCCGAUAAGGAGGUGACGGGGCACACAGGGUCGUGUCGCACGUCUCCUCCAUAUUGGUGCACGUCACAACAUUCACUCUGCACGCGGGUGGGGAAAACGAGAGGGAACCUUGUUAUUGCCAACCGUCCCGCUUUGGCCGGGCGUCUCCCGGAAUCGGGCUCCAUCUCCCGGAGGCUGCUGCAGCCAAACCGGGAGAGUUUAGGCACUAAAAGUCCGGCGGUGCAGCAGGGCUAA
This is a messenger RNA of Caretta caretta (loggerhead turtle), 1753 nucleotides long. The record is from RefSeq and is a predicted model, not a curated record. NCBI's taxonomy places the organism in Eukaryota, Metazoa, Chordata, Testudines, Cheloniidae.